CCCUCUUCUCCUACCAUCAUCAACAAGCACCAAGUUCUCCCCUUCUCUUGCUCAAAUCCCAUUUGCCUGGUAACUUGUUUCUGCAAGAACCACCAUGGAAGAAGAGGGAAAGCACCACCACUUCUUCCACCACAAGAGUGAUGAGGAGAAGCAUGAGAGGACACCAGAGGAGGAAGCCAAGCACCACAAGAAACUGGAAAUUCUUGGUGGACUAGGAGCUGCUGCUGCUGGUGCCUAUGCAAUUCAUGAGAAGCACCAGGCGAAGAAGGAUCCGGAAAAUGCCCACAAGCACAGGAUCGGCGAGGAGGUCGCCGCGACUGUUGCUGUGGGCAGCGCUGGCUUCGCCUUCCAUGAGCACCACGAGAAGAAGGAUGCCAAGAAGGAGGCUGAGAGGCAAGGCUUCUGAAAGAUGCAACCCUGAAGGGUGACCAGAGAAUAAGUGUUGUUGCUGCUACAUAUCUACUGUUUGCUGUUGCUCAUGUGGGUGUGAUCCUCUCUGUUGUUGCAGACUUUGUCGCUUUCUUUUAAAUGAAAAAACAACAAAAAAAGAAUAGAUCUUCCGGCUUUGAUCUA
Molecule: messenger RNA, 573 nt
Organism: Nymphaea colorata (pocket water lily)
Lineage: Eukaryota; Viridiplantae; Streptophyta; Magnoliopsida; Nymphaeales; Nymphaeaceae
Product: abscisic stress-ripening protein 1-like
Exons: 2
Coding region: 95-406 (103 amino acids)
Source: RefSeq, a predicted model, not a curated record